GUUGUUAAAUAUUUAUUGAAACUGAAACCUAUUAUGUUUUCAGUGAGCUCAAAUUCUUCGGUUAGUAAUGAUUUUUCUCUUUGGGAUUGUUUAUUGUUUUGACGAGGUUAAAGAGGCUGCGUAAAAGACGCUUUUGCGGUCCAGAUAACUGCAAUAUAAAGAGGAUCUGAGCAAAGGCGAAAUUGCUGAGAAAUUCGUUUAGAAUAUAAAAAUGUUUAUAGCUAUGAAUUAUAGAAGAGCUGUUGUGAAGAAAAUCAUUUUCAACAAUAUAAAAACGCACUGGCCUGGCUGUUAUACUCUACAAUAUUCGUUUAAUAAUUAAAUAGGAGAUUUCGCACAUUAUAGGAAAGAAGAAAAUUAUUUCCCUAAGUCGAAUAUUAAAAAAUAAAGAGAAACAAGUUAAAGAGCGGGAAAUGAGAACAAAGAACAAUGAAGAGGAUGGGGGAAGGGUUUCAAAUGUAAGUUCGCAUUCAUUGGCUCUCUUUCGGACCCGUCAAACUCUGAGCUGACCAAUAGAAACAUUUGAGAGGUUGGGCCAACAAUUCAACAUCCAAUCAGAGCACGCGCCCUGUUUGCAGAGUAUUUACAUAGAGCUGGGUAUAAAUAACCCUGCAUGCCACCUCAAGAUUAUUCAGAUUCUUGUUUUGAGAAUUGAAGCGUCAUCAUGCCUGAGCCAGCAAAGCCCGCGCCCAAGAAGGGCUCAAAGAAAGCCGUCACCAAGAGCGCCGCCAAGAGUGGAAAGAAGCGCAGGAGGUCCAGGAAGGAGAGCUACGCCAUCUACGUGUACAAAGUCCUGAAGCAGGUUCAUCCCGACACCGGCAUUUCUUCAAAGGCGAUGGGCAUCAUGAACUCUUUCGUCAACGACAUCUUUGAGCGCAUCGCCGGUGAGUCUUCUCGUCUCGCUCACUACAACAAGCGCUCCACCAUCACCUCGAGAGAGAUCCAGACCGCCGUGCGUCUCCUGCUGCCCGGUGAACUCGCCAAACACGCCGUGUCUGAGGGAACAAAGGCCGUCACCAAAUACACGAGCUCAAAGUAAAGCCGAAAGUACCCAAUCUGAACCCAAAGGCUCUUUUAAGAGCCACCCACUG
Molecule: messenger RNA, 1091 nt
Organism: Paramisgurnus dabryanus
Lineage: Eukaryota; Metazoa; Chordata; Actinopteri; Cypriniformes; Cobitidae
Product: histone H2B-like
Cellular component (GO): nucleosome
Molecular function (GO): protein heterodimerization activity; structural constituent of chromatin; DNA binding
Source: RefSeq, a predicted model, not a curated record